AUGUCACCUCUUCGCUGUGAGCGCGAGGCGAAUCAAAACAGCAGGCUCGGGAUGAUUCAUCGCAUGCAGUUCACCUUCAGCGUCGAUCAGCCCGCACCACCGACCGUGUCCUCUAUUGACGUGAAGAAGCCCGACUUGAAGCCUUCUGCCAAAUUUAAGGACAAUGCCCUCAAACGCGGCCGUCCCGCGACCCACUCAACGGCCAACCAUGACGAUACGCCCACGAACAUCAGCGACAAGGACCGGCCUCUCACACAGCGCGGCUCGGCACGACGACCGACACAAGGUCAAGACGCCACUCUUGUCGGCGACGACGCGGCGUCGGUGCCCCCGCGUACGUCGAGCGUGACAGGAACAUGGAGGACGCUCGGGGAUGGCAACACGCGAGGAUGGCGAUGA
Rhodofomes roseus is the source of this 399-nucleotide messenger RNA. RefSeq lists its product as uncharacterized. The record is from RefSeq and is a predicted model, not a curated record. The coding region runs from base 1 to 399 and encodes 132 amino acids. Lineage: Eukaryota; Fungi; Basidiomycota; Agaricomycetes; Polyporales; Fomitopsidaceae. The transcript has a single exon.